ACGCCUGCGUCCCGUCGUCUUUAUCUCAGCUUCUUUUUUCGUAGGAAAACAAAGCCAGUGAGCAGUAGAAGUCGAAAAUUUUAAACUGGGAAUUUAGUACCAUCAAACCAAUUGUAACAGAAACCAACUCAACACAGUCGGCUCCAGCGUGGCAAGUUUCAAGGUCCAACAGCUCUCCUAAUGAUACAUCAGCACUAAGCUGUUUCCAUACUUCCUCAUGAUGGCUAGUUGUGGAGAGGUAGACCACUCUGUUAGCUCACUCCCAUCCAGUAAGAAAGGCGUAAGUAAUAGUGGUGGUGGAAGUGGGAACAGUGCAGAAUCCUCAUGCUCUGGCUCCAGCAACUCAUCCCCAGCCCUCUCAGUACCUGAGUGUGCCAUCUGUCUGCAGAGCUGUGUCCACCCAGUCCAGCUGCCAUGCCAUCACGUCUUCUGUUUCCUGUGUGUAAAGGGAGCAUCUUGGCAGAGCAAACGAUGUGCUCUCUGCAGACAAGAAGUACCUGAUGACUUCCUGGAAAGGCCUACGCUUCUCUCUCCAGAGGAGCUGAAAGCAUCAGCGGGAGGUCGGGGUGGGGCAGCAAGUGAUCACGCUUGGUAUUACGAGGGCCGUAAUGGUUGGUGGCAAUAUGACGAGCGAACCAGCCGUGAGCUGGAGGACGCUUUCUCUAAGGGCAAGAAGACGGCUGAAAUGCUUAUUGCUGGUUUUUUGUAUGUAGCUGACCUGGAGAACAUGGUGCAGUACAGGCGCAACGAGCACGGUCGCAGACGCAAGAUGAAGCGGGACAUUUUAGAUAUUCCCAAGAAGGGAGUGGCAGGACUUCGUUUGGACACUGAGAGUGUUACUGGGGCAGUGGGGGCCGCAAGUCGAGAGAACUCUGCUGAUGGGGCUGAUACCACACUAGCAAGUAUACAGCAACAGGUUACAGGUAUCUCUUCUACUGUAUCAGCACCUUCAGCUCCUGCAAGGCCUCCCACUUCCCUCGGUGGUCAGCCAGGCCCCAGUACUAGCCCCCCACUGGAGGAUGCUUUCUCUCAGCUGCAAAUCAGCCCCAGGCCCACACCUUCUCAUGAGCGGUCUGAGGCUGGAGAAGGAGAGGAAGAUGAGGAAGAGGAGGCUUCACCUUCCAGGUCAUCUGACCCUCACACCUCCGUGGACGAGUCUGGCUCUGGAGAUUGGAGUGAUGAUGAGGAAGAGGAGGAUGAAGAAGAGGAUGGGGGAGACGGAGAGCGCGUGGAGCCAUGGGUGGGUAGGCAACAGAGGCAAAGACUGAAUCCAGAGGACAGAGUCCCUCCUCGUUCAGAGUCUGCCUCCCCCUCUUCCUCAUCCAGUAGCAGCGGAAGGUCCAGAAUGCCUGAUGGCCAGUGUACAGUGACUGAAGUGUGAAGUGAUUAUUAAUACAUCAUCACCAAGUGGCUGUGUUCCUCAUUAAUUUAUUCUUCGCUUUAUGCUGUUAUUCACUCAGUCACAGAUCAGAUGGGGGUGGAUUACUAUGUGCAGGAGAAAUGGGGUACCACACACCCAGUAAUAAACAGAACCAUGUUUUCCUCCAUUUGUGUGCCCCAUUGUUAGUUCACAAUAAUCUGGAGUUAUCUGUGUGAUUUGUCUCAACACAAAAAUACUCAGUCAGCAGAAGUUUGUUUUGAUGUUCUGGAACUGAGUGUUCUCGUACUGAGAGAGAAGGUACAGCUUGGUAAACACUCAGAUGGAUACACAGUGUUGUUACGAGCCAUAUUUUCUGUUCAGCACAUCAUUUGAGGGAGAUGCAACAGACUCAGCUGUCAUCCGUCUGUUCACUUCUGAUUGCAGGCAUAUCAAAUCUGUUCUUUUCAAAUUGCAGGCAAGUGGAAGCUAAAAUGGACUUCUGCCAAAUCUACCUAUUGUUUACAUUUAUUAUCUAACACUAUGGGGGGGUUCUGGUACCCCAGUCAGAUUUGUGACUAGGAGUGAAAGAAGGCAUAAUGGGAUAUUGGAACUCAGCCAUUAUAAACGGCUGCAUUCUAGUCAUCUGCACUUAACUCUCUCAGCUAACAUAGCACGCAGAAGUGAGCUCAUUACGGCUCGAGUCAUCUGCCUACUCUUGCAGAGAAUUUAACCCAUAAUACCUUAUAUCCAGCCUCCACCUUACUUAAAUGAUCUCCUUCACAUUUAACUAAUUAUGAAGCAUUUUCUUCAAAAGUCUUAAACCUAACUUAACUUUUUUUUUUGAAGUGUCUGUCAUUUCAGAGCUGAUUGUGGUUUGAAAACAAUCUGUUUGUCCAGAUGAAGACAGGAAACAGAAGUACAACGUGAUGCUCUUAAGCUAUAUGGGAUUGUAAAUUUGAGACUUAAUAUUUAGCAUCAUAGAAUUUCUGGAUACCAGAGGGUAGCUGGCUAUAUGCCGAGAUUUUGUGUUUGAUUUCGCCUGCAGUCUUACAAAACUAAAAUGUUUUAAUGAAUGUGCAGAACUUUUCCCAGCUUUGAAGAAUUGGCAUUUUUCUGUGAAAUAGCAGCAUUGUGCCUUUAAAGCUGCUGAUGCCUCUGAAGCCUCCAUCUUACUGACACUGAUUCAAGUAUUCUCAAUUAGUGUGUAUUCUAAUCUGUGCGUGUUUGAAGAGAGAGUUAUUUAAACACUACUGGUCGGCAGGUUGUGGAGAAUUGAUGUUUUCAGUUGGAGUAAAUGUUUUCAUUUUGUGUUUGUGCAUUUCUUAUGGUUGUAAAUCCUCUUCUGUAUGAUGUGUGGGGGAGUAAGAGAACAAAUGUAUGCCAUUGCUAUUGGUCAUCCUGCAGAAAUUUCAAGUUACGUUAUUUUUCUAUUUCUUACAUGCCUCCACCAUUGGCUCAGUUUUAGACUUUCCAUUUCAAAGAAUAAAGUUUGUGUAAUCAUUUUUUGCUUGGUAACUUUUUGUUUUAUGGUUUGUAAUUUAAGAAUAAAGUGUCAUUUCAUCAUCCAAAAGGUA
Messenger RNA from Archocentrus centrarchus (flier cichlid), 2934 nucleotides. RefSeq names its product E3 ubiquitin-protein ligase rnf146-like. The record is from RefSeq and is a predicted model, not a curated record. Gene Ontology annotation, cellular component: nucleus; cytoplasm. Gene Ontology annotation, biological process: ubiquitin-dependent protein catabolic process; Wnt signaling pathway. Lineage: Eukaryota; Metazoa; Chordata; Actinopteri; Cichliformes; Cichlidae. Gene Ontology annotation, molecular function: ubiquitin protein ligase activity; zinc ion binding; poly-ADP-D-ribose binding.